UAUAAGAUCAAAAUAAAUAAUACGUUAGAAAUAGUUUAAAAUAUUCAAUGUCUAUCGUUUUCUGUCUAAAAUGCCAUAAAUCGCCAAAUGAGCAAAAUAUUCGGAAAAAUUAACUAUCGGUGUUAACAUUUUUUUAUAGUGGAUAUAAUUAAACAAACACACAGAACGAUGGUUCAAUUAUUCCAAAACAUUAUAUAGAAAUUCCAUACUGUAUAACAUGUAUUUAGUUAAACGCAUUUAAGUAAUUGAACAAUUCUAUGUGAAACUAACAACAAUAGACGUUCACCGAAGUUUCAAAAUAAGCGCAUAUUAAUUUUUUUUGGUGUAUAUGAAAACGUAAUAACCUAUACGUAUUUUGACGAUUUAUUAUGCGUAACGUACAUUAAUUGAUGGAACCGUUGCUUUCGAAUGUAACACAUGCUGCGUAUUUUACUAAUCAAUACAACAAUAUAAUACAUAAUGUGAUAAUGGAAUUUAGAUAUUUUAAAUAAAAGAACGUGGAAACACAUUUUAUAGUGUCAUUAUGACGCGAAAGUGUAUAAUGUGCAAAGAAACCAACUACAGGAAUACUUACAGCUUUUUCUCAGCGCCAAAAGAUCCAGAAACACGUAAAAAAUGGCAAAAUGUAAUUUCCAUUGAAAAUUAUGCUGUCACUGAUGAUACAUAUGUCUGCAGCAAACAUUUCAGCGAAGACGAUAUUAUUACACAUUGGGUUAGUGGAGUACCACCACAUGUUAUAACGAUUAAAUAUAAAAAAUGUAGAUUACGACCAGGUGCUGUGCCCAGUAAAUAUAAUGCUGAAGAUGAAACAACCAAACUUGAAUCUUGCGAUUCCGAUUUAAACAUAAAGUAUUAUUCAUCGUGUAAGGUAAGAAAAACAAGUACGUCGGAAGAAAAAAAAAGGGAUUUUCUGAUACCCAGAACCGAUGAAAAAUUACAAAUAAAUUGCAAUGAGAAUUGUAAAAUUACAUCUUUACAUCGCGAAUCGUCUCAUAAAUUUGACGAUUAUGAUUGUUCGCUGAAUAGAAACUCAUUGACUAAAAAAGAAUUGUCAGAAAAUGGCUCGAAUACAAGUAAGAUACACGAAGAAUCUAAAGUUAAAGAAUGUCUUGAAAAAAAUUUAAAGCAUAUGAAACGAAUUAAAACGGUAUAUCAAAAAGAAGACAGUAUUACUUCUGACACAAACUCGACUAAAGACACGAAUUCUGAAAAUAGAAGGGAAGUACAAACCCAAACAUGUAAAGAAGAUAAUUAUUUGAGCAUGUCUAAAAAUAUAACAGAACCUUCCUCAAUACUUUUUAAUGUCUCUGAAGGAGAUGAUACACCGGUACAAUUAUGGGGAGAAGAAAAAACAAAAGAAAAUACUUGUUAUAACGAAGAGCCAAUGGGUGGUAGUUUUAAAAAAACAGAAGAUUUAUAUGCAGAAAACCAAAUAGAAAAUAAUUUAAAUUAUGAUCAGUUAAACACAUGUUAUUCUAUGUAUAACGAUAUUGAAGAUAGUGAAAUGUUAUUUGAAGAUUUACUUGAAGUAUGCACCGAAUUAUUAUUACCGCCCGGUUGGUCUUGUUUAGUAACUUCAAAGGGGCAUAGUACGACAAUUGUGUAUCUGUACAUGGCAAUGACCAAAAACGGAAUGCCUUUCGCAGAGAAGCAAGUUUUUAUAAAGAGUGAUAUGAUAUUACAUUGUGCUGCUGUAAAUAGAGAAAUUAAUCCACUUAUUCAUAACCUGAUAAGGGAAGGAAAACAUUUAAAAGUACAAAAUUUAUUAGAUGUAGAAGAACUUAUCGAUGAAUUUGAUCAAAGAACCAUUUGUCAAGGUAUAUACAAUACUGAAGGGUUUCAAAAAGUUUCUGAUAUAAAAGUAGCUUAUAAAGAUGGCAUAAAAUGGAGACAUAUUUCAUGCCCAUUAAUAGUGAAUAAUGAUUCAUUAAGAUGUACGAGAUGCAUUACUUUAGCUCAUAAAUUACAACAUAGAUCAAAAAGUUCUCAUUCUUUUUCUUACAAUCUUCCUAUAUUUACGAAAAAAAAACAGAAAGUAUAUACAAUUCGACAAAAAUACAAAUGUACACGGAAACACGACCGUAGAUAUGAAUUUAUAAAAACAUUCAAGGAAUAAAUAAUGUCAAA
Molecule: messenger RNA, 2127 nt
Organism: Colletes gigas
Lineage: Eukaryota; Metazoa; Arthropoda; Insecta; Hymenoptera; Colletidae
Exons: 3
Coding region: 524-2116 (530 amino acids)
Molecular function (GO): sequence-specific DNA binding
Source: RefSeq, a predicted model, not a curated record